AUGCAGUGCGAUAUAUGUUUCCGUACAGGCGGGCAUAAACUCCCAUUUCUUUGUCCCACAGAUGCGCGCAACCAGCUAUACGAAUUUCGAGUCCAAACCGCUGGCGUUCUCCUAGAAAAGGAUGCCCUUGAUCGAGAAAUCAGCGGGCGCUUCCCGCCGCCGUCUUCAAAAGGAAUCAAAAAAGAAGAUGAACCACCUUUGGUUGUCACCCAGUCAAAUUACGAUGCAUUACUCGCCGAACGAGAGAAAAUCAUAGACCGCACGAACCAGAUUAUUGCUCAUGCUGAUGAGUUGAAGGCAAAGCUCGAGCGCGCGAAGGAGGAGCGCAGCAAGAAGAAGGCCGCAAAUGGUCAGAGAAGGGCAGACCUUGUUUUGGCUUCAAGCGGAAUCGAAGCUCGCCGGACAAAACAAAUUCAGGAUAUUGAGGGUUCUACUCGCAGAACGAAAUACAGAUGGAAUCAAGCAUAUAACCUUAUCGCCGGCUCCAGGGCUUAUCUUUGCUACGAAGCUGCCAAGUUAUAUGGACUUCAGAGAGUCAAAAGAAGUAAUGGUGAGGAAGAAUAUAAAAUAGGUGGCGUCGGCAUAGUAGACUUGAGGUUGAUGAACACGGCGAGCCCUGCCCAGAUCUCUACCUCCUUAUCCCACAUAACUCAUGUCCUUAUGCUAGCUACUCAUUAUCUCGCUAUCCGGUUACCUGCAGAAGUGACGCUUCCUCAUCGGGAUUAUCCUUUACCCACGAUCUUCUCUUUAGCUUCAUCAUAUCUGCAUACCAAUGUACCAUUUCCUGGGGGGACGUCUAGCUCAAGCAACAGUCCUUCCACUUCUCGCCAUGCCGAAAAUUCCAAUCAACCUAGGCCCAGACCUUUAUGGAUUAACAAGCCUCUUCCCAUAUUAGCAAACGAGGAUUCGGCAGUCCAUACUUAUUUUCUCGAGGGUGCAGUCCUUCUCGCCUAUAACGUAGCUUGGCUAUGUAAAAGUCAAGGGAUUUCUGUAGGAGAAAACGGCACCACAACUUUCGAAGACAUCUGCAACAUAGGGAAAAACCUAUGGAAACUUCUCAUAGGUGAUAAACCACAUCUACAACCCACACCACGCUCGGCAUCUCUCAACCCCUCUUCGCCAAAAAAUCUAGACUCUGAUGGCUACAUCGAAGGCGAAGACAAAAAGAAUCACAAAAUUGAACGUUCACUUUUGGGUUGGGCUAGUCAUGGUUCUGCAUAUUCAUUCCUCGGAAGUGCAGAAGGAGCAGAAUUCAUACGCGGUUUCAAACUUCCGCGUCCGAAUCAACUGGCUGACAAAUUGAAAAGUAAACUCAUGAGCGAAGUGGCCAAUGCAGAAUGGGAGGUUUUGAGCCAGGAUGCAUGGGCAAUUGAGGAUGAGAUGCGCAGUGAUGGGGUUGUGGUUGGGGCUAGGAAAGAGGGAUCCGAGGCAGGGACUCCUGAGGUGAAAACGGAGCGAGAUUACAUGGCUGGGAUGCAAAGUUUUAUGAGUAUGAGAACUGUGAUGGAUGCGGUUGAAAUGGUUGGUGAAGUGCCUGGUAUCAAUACGGGGAUCGCCGAGAGGCUUUCUUUCGGGAUAACACAUGGUGCUAAGAAGGAUAGGGGAGAGGGAAAAAGGGAUGCUACAGCAGCAAUGGCUAAGGAUAGGGAUCAAGACAAGAAAUCUGGAACGAGUGGAUGGACAAAAUUGAAACCUCGAGGGUAA
Molecule: messenger RNA, 1704 nt
Organism: Sclerotinia sclerotiorum 1980 UF-70
Lineage: Eukaryota; Fungi; Ascomycota; Leotiomycetes; Helotiales; Sclerotiniaceae
Exons: 2
Coding region: 1-1704 (567 amino acids)
Biological process (GO): SNARE complex assembly
Cellular component (GO): endosome; lytic vacuole
Molecular function (GO): SNARE binding
Source: RefSeq, a predicted model, not a curated record